AACGUCCUUGAGUGUAGUAUUACUCCAAACUACAAGCUUCAUUCAUAAACUCUAUAACCUAUACACUUUUGUUUUGACAGUUCGUGAAUGACACUCGCGCGUCGCGGGCGAGUCUGUCUGAUUGCGAUCGAAUUAUGAACAAGUUUACCCGCCUGAAAGGCGCAUAACGCACAAUAGAGUGAUGCUUCGCUGCACUUUGUAAUAUAACUCAUGAAGAAUGUCUGCGAUUAUAGACGACAAGGUUGUCGCGGGUGCGAAGAGCUCAAAUACCGUCAAGGAAGAUCCGAUUGUAGCGUUAACGGAAAGAGUGAGAGCCCUGUAUCUCUUCCGAGAUCGCUACUUCGAGACGCAUUCUAUUGAUGAAGCGAUUAAGAAACCUACCGACGUGGAGAAAGAGAUGAAGGACACGUUGAGCAAGUUCGACGAGUGUAAAGGAUACGAGAUCGAUGGCUCGCGCGCCAAGUAUUACUAUUUGAAGGGAAGGGCGCUGAACGUAGUGGACCGUUUCAUCCCGCAGGCGGAAGAACUUUUGAGCAAAGCAGUGAAGCUGGAGCCUAAAUUAAUAGAAGCCUGGAACGAGCUGGGGGAAUGUUACUGGAAAAACGACGACAUAAAACAAGCGAAGAACUGUUUCGUCGGCGCUCUGCAACAUGACAGGAACAAAGCGUCUUUGCGAAAUUUGUCGAUGGUACUUAGACAGGAGCAAAGUUCGUCCGUCGAGGAGCGGAUAAAAAAUAUUCAACAAGGUGUGGAAUACGCUAAGGAGGCGGUAAGCCUUGACACAAGCGACGGAAACUCCUGGUCCAUAUUAGGAAACGCUUACCUGUCUUCCUUCUUCACGGUGGCACAAAGUCCAAGUACAUUACGUUUAUGCAUGUCUGCGUACACGCAAGCGGAAAAAGACCUCGUCGCAAGAAGUAAUCCUAAUUUAUUUUAUAAUAAAGCAGUAGCACUGAAAUAUCAAGAAGAAUACAACUUAGCGUUACAAUCGUUUGAAAGUGCAAUGGCGCUCGAUCCAGUGUGGGAGAUGCCGAGCAAUAAACGGGACGAAUUACUACAAUAUCUUAAAGAUAUACAAAAUUCAAUUAAUAAUAAUGGAUAUGUCAAACCAAAACGACUAUAUCAAUUGAUGCGGGCAUUGGAUGUUAAACACCUAGGACCAUACAAAGAUGGAGCAUACACAUAUGGUGGAAAGUCUAUAAAGUUAGAUUUGAUUCCGUUACAGGAAUUAAAUCUUGGAGUGAACACAGAAAAAGUUGUAUUUGGAAAAGUAGUUUGUUGGAUUCAAGACUCGGACUGCGUCCCAUUUGCUUUUUGUCUCGUGGACGAACAAAAGACAUGUGUUGUUGUCACUGUAUAUAAUCUAGCUAAAGGCCGUGGAGUUACAGUCGGAGAUUCUGUUGGUAUACCAGAGCCUUUUGUUAUACAUCAGAAAUUUUCCUAUAUGAAUAAUGAUUUUGAUUACAGAUCUAUUCGCGUUGAAACCCCGAUUGUACUUGUAGUUAAUGGAAGAAAGUUAGGCCGAGAACAACAAGUCAGCGCAAAUCUGCAAACUUUUAAAAGGACAGAUUAAUUCUAAUGAGCGAGACGUUGAUCAAUCGUUGGUCCUCAGUUAUCCGCAAUUAUAAAUUUUUGAUCUUACCCUUAUUUUUUAAUAAUAAUGUAUAUUAUUUUAAUAAUAAUACUCAUCAGUAUAUUUAAGGCUUUGUACGAUACACGAAUUUCAAACAAAUGUAUUACGAAGAGUUACAUGCCAAUGUACGUUGGCAAUAAUCAAAGAAACGGGCUACAAUAUAUACCAUGUUACUUCAAUUUUGUAUUUUAUAACACAAUGUGUAAGAAAUACUAACGUGCACAUCUUAGCUGCUGCAUUUGUAAAACUUGUGAGAGAGAGGAUGUUGAUAUAUAUUUUUCUUCAUUGUGACAGUAAUUUUCGCAAAAAAGCAGCAAAUAACCUAUAUCUGCCAAUUCAUAAAAUUAGAAGACUUCGCCUAUAUUGUUUAUUUAAAUUGAUGACUGAGGUAGAAAUAUAUAAUACUUUAUUUAUAUUUUUAACUGCAAACAUUUUAGUUUUAAUUCUCUACUAUUCGAUAUUAAAAUAUUUUGCUCUUAUUGAUUCCUCGAGCAUUUCUGUAUGUUUUGGUCCAAACAAGAAACUUCAAGAUAAAAAGGAAAGAAGUUAGAAAUUAUAAAAGAAAUGCGAUUGCUAAGAAAUAAAAGAGCCGCAGAUCAAUGAGUCCCGUGGACUCUGGAUUUUAUUAUUAUCAUGAAAAUAAUCUGCUGUGAUGAAUUUUAGUCAUUGAGACUUGGUUUUGUUCAGAUUCGCUAAAGUAUAUGUACACGAAAGACCGACAAUAAAAGCAGCAGGUACUUGGAAAACAUACAGAACUCGAUGUAUGUACCUUAGAAAAUCCUAUUAUUAUAUGGUGUUCAAUAAUUUGUCAAUUAAAUUAUACUAAGAGAAUAGUUGUGUAUAAUUUUCAUCGAUAUUAACUAAUAUAUUGGAAAACCCAGUUUGCAUAUGAUAUACACCUAUACUUGUCACAAUAUCGGUAUCUUAUAUCAUGAAAGGGAUAUCAUAGUUUGUUCCAAGCAGCUGCAAAUCAAAAUAUUGAAACAGGGUAAGGAUUGUCGUGGAUGUUAUAUCAUAAUCACUUUGCAAGAAGCAGGGAAAGGAAACAAAGAGAGAAAAAGUAAUUUGUAAUUCAGUCAUAAUAACCGUUUUGCAAUGCCAAUAGAUCGAUUCGUUGUGUAAUAUAAAAUUUCUUAUAAUAUUGGUCCACAAUCACAAUAUCAAUUCAUCCACGAAUCAUCUUUUAACAAUUUGUAUAAAGAAAUGUAUAAGAGAAAAUAUUCCCCGGUUUCACGGAGAAA
Molecule: messenger RNA, 2874 nt
Organism: Vollenhovia emeryi
Lineage: Eukaryota; Metazoa; Arthropoda; Insecta; Hymenoptera; Formicidae
Product: tetratricopeptide repeat protein 5-like
Exons: 8
Coding region: 218-1573 (451 amino acids)
Biological process (GO): cell division
Molecular function (GO): protein binding
Source: RefSeq, a predicted model, not a curated record